Molecule: messenger RNA, 1749 nt
Organism: Rotaria socialis
Lineage: Eukaryota; Metazoa; Rotifera; Eurotatoria; Philodinida; Philodinidae
Source: the annotation of a GenBank genome assembly
AUGAACUAUGUGUCGAGUGAAGGACACACAUUUUUAGUCUCCGAUUACGGUGUUUAUCCGAAUGAUGAUCUUGAUGAUACAAUUGGAAUUCAAUUAGCUGUCAAUGCAGCAAUCAAGCAUGGAUUCGCUAGUGAUAUUAUUUUUGAAUACGGCAUCUAUACUAUAACAUCAACAAUUUUGAUUAUGAAUGCAACUGAUUUAACAAUACGAGGACAAGGAGCCGAUCAAACAUAUUUGAUUGGUUAUAAUCAAGUAUCGAUGUUUUUUACCCAAUAUUGUCAAGCUUUGACAUUGACUUCAUUUUCAAUUGACUACAAUCCACUUCCAUUUACAGCUGGUUAUGUGGUUAAUGUAGAUGACAAAUAUCUUGAUAUUAAAGUGGUACCACCACAUCAAGCUGAUAUCAAUAGACAAGUUCAAGCCAUUCUUCGGUAUGAUCCAAUAGAAAUGAGACCAGCUUUUGGUCCAAAUACAUAUGAAAUCUAUCAAAUGCCCCCUACCGAUGCUAAGACUACUGUUGUUUCACCUGGUGUAUUACGAUUACCAUUGAGAUUACCUUCGAAAUUUCUUAAAGGAGAUCCUAUUGUGGCUCGUUAUGCUUUUGGAGGUCAUGCUAUUUAUGGUCAAGAUGUGACUGAUAUGACAAUUCAAUCAAUCACUAUUUAUACAUCAUGGGGGAUGGGCUUUGUUACAUUGAGAGCCAGACGUUUAAAUAUUAUGAAUUAUCAAGUUUUACCACAAAAUGGACGUUGGAUGAGUUCAAUUGUAGAUUGUAUGCACUUUGCAGAUACGAGAGAAUACAUUUCUAUAUCCGAUAGUAUAUGUGAAGCAAUGGGUGAUGACGGUUUAAAUGUUCAUGCAGUUUUUUUUCUUGUAACAGAGAUUAUUAGCUCGAAUACGAUUAUCAUUGCAGCGACCAAUUGGACCGAUCCACUUGAUUUUGGAGUUGGUACGACUUUAGAAUUUAGUUAUAAUCAACAACCAUUUACAAUUCAUGAAAAUGGGACAGUGUCUUCAUUAAUAUUUAAUUCUACAAAUUCACGAAAAAUAAUCUUCACGAAUUCAGUUUCUGUCAAUGUUGGUGAUUGGGUAUGUGUCGCUAAUACACCUUUGUUAACUAUAAGAAAUUUUACGGUUGCGAAUAAUCGUGCUCGUGGUGUUCUAUUAGAAACACGAAAUGUCGAUAUAAGAAAAUCAUUAUUUAAACGAACAAGUGGACCUGCAGUUCUUAUUCAACCAUCAAUAUAUUGGCAUGAAGGUCCUGAAGCUCGAAAUAUUUCAUUGAGUGAAAAUAUUUAUAUUGAUAAUAACGAAGGUAUUGCACAGGAAAAAGGCAUUAUUACUAUACUACCAGAUCCACUUCAGUUAGUUCCAGUCAUUAAUGAUAUUCGAAUAGAAUCAUCAACAUUUUACUUUGGAAUCUACAGUCAAGCACUUCUUCAAUGCGAUAAUACAAAUCUAUUAUUGAUUCGUGGAAAUUAUAUCGCAACAAACAGCUCAACACCUUUCAUAUCAAUAUGCAACAGUCGAAAUAUAUCUGCCGAGAACAAUUGUGUAGUUAAUAGUGAAACAAAAAUUGAUGAAUAUUAUUCAUUUGAUCCAACAACACCAUGCUCGAAGAAUUUAAGUAGUUUAAUUGAUUUACCAUCAUCAGCAUUUAAUUCAUCGUUUCCUCCACCAGUUGUUCUAAAAGAUUUCUUUCUUCUCAAUCGCCGAUAUCGAUUAAAUAAGGGACAAUAUUUCGAGUAG